Molecule: messenger RNA, 1080 nt
Organism: Acaromyces ingoldii
Lineage: Eukaryota; Fungi; Basidiomycota; Exobasidiomycetes; Exobasidiales; Cryptobasidiaceae
Product: Phox-like protein
Exons: 1
Coding region: 96-995 (299 amino acids)
Biological process (GO): Golgi to vacuole transport; intracellular protein transport; vesicle fusion
Cellular component (GO): SNARE complex; endomembrane system
Molecular function (GO): SNARE binding; SNAP receptor activity; phosphatidylinositol binding
Source: RefSeq, a predicted model, not a curated record
UGUAUUGGUGAGGCUUCUUUGCCCUUUGCCUGCCACUUUACCGCCACUGGCUUACACACGCUUGACCUGCCAUCAUCGUGGUCGGAUGCACCACGAUGGCCCCAAAAGAAGCACCUCUGCAGUCGAUCUCCAUUGACCGCACCGAAACACGGUCGCUGCCGUCGCCGCACACCGUCUACGCAAUCGUCGUCGUCCUCCCCGUCCGAUCCUGGACAGUGUAUCGGCGCUACAAUGACUUUUUCCAGCUGCACGCCUCCUUCUCCUCGGCUGCAUGCGGACCGCCGCCGGCUCCACUACCACCAAAACACGCAGCGCGCCGUACACUGCGGAGCAUCACGGGUCUCGGCGGGCUGCUGCCUGCGCCCGAGUCGGUGCGCGAAGCCGACGAGGAACAGCUCCGGGAGCGCAGGGCCCAGCUCGAAACGUAUCUCCGCGCCAUUGUGGCGAGCACCAACGAUGCCUGGAGGGCGUCGGAUGAAUUCAAGGCAUUCAUUGAGCUUCCCAAGAGUCAAUUCGUCUCUCGGGCCCAUUUCCAGCAGGGGCAGGACCAGCAGCAGCAGCAGCAGCAGCAGCAGCGACCGACCGGGGCAGGAUUCGAGGAUGCUGGGUUGUCCAAUGGAGAGAGAAAGGCCUACGUUCCGGGAACCUACGCGAGGGCGGCAGACGCAGGUGCACCAGGCGGUGGGCGGGGCUCCUUUACCCGCACGCUCGGAAGCGCCGCGCCGCCACGGCCGCCCGCGCCCGUCGAGACGGCUGCCACCCGGCUGCUCGAUGAGCGCGGGCUGCUGGACUCGCAAAAGGCCGCAAUGAAUCGACAGGACUCCCAGCUGGAUGACUUGGCCGCGAUCUUGCGGAGGCAAAAGGCCAUGGGCCUCGCCAUCAACCAGGAGCUGGCCGAGCAGUCGGAACUGCUCGACGACCUCGACGGAGAGGUGGAGGGCACCCAGGCAAAGAUGGCUAACGCCGAGGGAAAGAUGAAGAAGCUCGAGGGCUGAGGCAGGCUCCAUUUAUUCAUGGAGGCAACGGGAAUAGAGGCUCUACAUUGUAUUUAGACAAGCAUGUAAUGAUGAAUACCCCUUC